Phaeodactylum tricornutum CCAP 1055/1 is the source of this 1584-nucleotide messenger RNA. RefSeq lists its product with no specific name. Gene Ontology annotation, biological process: protein modification process; protein transport; endosome to lysosome transport. The transcript has a single exon. Bases 147 to 1409 code for a protein of 420 amino acids. The record is from RefSeq and is a predicted model, not a curated record. NCBI's taxonomy places the organism in Eukaryota, Bacillariophyta, Bacillariophyceae, Surirellales, Neidiaceae. Gene Ontology annotation, molecular function: ubiquitin binding. Gene Ontology annotation, cellular component: ESCRT I complex.
UUGUUGUUGUUGUUGUGGUCCCCUCUCUUCCUCCUGUUUCCCGACAGGUCAUCAUCCAUAGGGUGUCUACUCUACUAGAUACCGCAUCUCCCAACGCACUUUGGAUAGUUCCGUUGGCGAAAAUUCCCUAAUCUCCACGAUUCCCCAUGGUGAACGAUCCGCGGGUGACGCGGCAGCUUUCUCGUUUAGGUGGACUCUACCGCGAUCCGGCACGGGUGGAUCGGGACGCCACGGCGGUGUUGCGAUCGAGCGUCGGGGAGCACUUGACUCCCAUUGCGUCGGAACUGUACGAAGACAAGGGUUCCCAUUCCACCGUGUUGGUUUUGCAGGGCACGAUCGCCAUGGACUUUCGUGGCACGACGUACCAACUGCUGAUGGACGUCUACCUACCCGGAGGCUACCCCCAACGUCCACCCGUAUGUUACGUGCGUUUGGCCGAUCACAUGUAUCUGAAAGAAAAUCAUCGGCACGUGGCGUCGGAUGGGAAAGUCUAUUUGCCCUAUUUGCACGAAUGGACACCGCAACAACACAAUUUGGUGGAAUUGGUCAUUCAAAUGAGUUCGGUUUUUUCUGCGGACCCGCCAGUCUUUUCCCGCGCACCCGCCGCCGUUACGCCGCCACCGCCACCAGCCUACGCCGCUGCGACCAUCCACAACGAUACACGGAGUAGUAGGAGUACAACAACAACAACAACAACGAAUAGCAAUCACACUAGGAGCAGUAGUUUUCAACGCGAACAACGUCAACGGGAAAUGGAGGCCGAGCGUAGGCUGGCGCAGGAUGCUGCCGAAGCCAAUGCGGCAGUCGCCGCCGCCCGACGGGCCGCACAAGCAGAACAAGAACGCGAAGUCCAACGGUUGGCGCAACAAGCUUGGGAAGAUACCAAAACCGACCAAUUGCGCCAAAAAUUGACUUUCAAGACCCAACGCCAUUUUGUGGAACUCUCCAAACAAACACAACAGCAAGUACAAGCGGAUGAGCGUCAUAAACAGUCGUUGGUCCAUGCAGAAAGCAAGAUUGACGCGCAAAUCAAAGCCCUGGAAAAACAGAAGGAGACCUUGGAAGGGCAUUUGUCCACGACACGUGAGAAAACCAUUGCUAUACAAGCUUCGGUACGGGCGCACGAAGAAAGGCUGACCGAGUCCUUGGAGGCCGAGGCUGUACCGGCUGACGAGCUGGUGAAGCCGGCCAGUGCGCUGCACGCACAAAUGGUGGCUCUGGCAGCCGAAAACGCGGCGUUGACGGAUGUACUCUAUUUUCUCGACCGUGGUCUGUACGCGGGCAAGCUUGACGCCGUGGCCCAUCUCAAACAGGUACGGAAACUCGCCAAAAAGCAGUUUCUGGUCCGGGCGCAUCUUAUCAAAAUCAAUCAAGUACUUCUGGACAGCAGUAACAAUAGUCGUAGAUGAACGAAGCUCCAACAGUCACUGUUGCCAUAUAUUUGGGUUUGUAUUGGCGGAUCCUACAUGUGGGGGCAUACGUUGUUAGCCUCGACAACGCAUUGAUUGAUGCGAGCACCAACCAUAUCAAGUCUUUUACGGAAUAAUACAUAAUUGGUGGAAUAGGAUCUGUUUUUACAUAGCA